This is a messenger RNA of Syzygium oleosum, 814 nucleotides long. RefSeq lists its product as uncharacterized. The record is from RefSeq and is a predicted model, not a curated record. The transcript has a single exon. Lineage: Eukaryota; Viridiplantae; Streptophyta; Magnoliopsida; Myrtales; Myrtaceae. The coding region runs from base 284 to 493 and encodes 69 amino acids.
UAACACAAAGGACGGAGCACGUGAUGCAGAGCCCAAGCACAGGGGCUAAGCGCAUCACCGACCGCUUGCCAGAAAGAUUUCUUCCCCGUCACUGAUGCUCGGUCUGCAUUUGAUAUUAUUCCUUUCUUCCUCCUCUGGUACUCGGCAAACUCGCACAAACCCUCCUUGUCCCUUCUUUUCCUCCGUAUAAAGAGGACAAGUCACGACAGCUAUAGGCUAAGAGACCUCCAAAAGUUGCUAGAGACACCCGAUAACGCGCGCGCUCUGAGAGAGAUAGAGAGAGAUGGCGGACUGGGGUCCGGUGGUGAUAGCGGUGGUGCUGUUCAUACUGCUGAGCCCGGGGCUGCUGUUUCAGCUGCCGGGGAAGAUGAGGGUGGUGGAGUUCGGGAACAUGCAGACGAGCGGGCCCGCCAUUCUCGUCCACACCAUCAUCUUCUUCUGUCUCAUCACCAUCUUCCUCAUCGCCGUCGGCGUCCACAUCUACACCGGAUAGUCCAAACCGAUCCGGGCGCUCUUCCUUUUAUUUUCUCCUGUGAUAGUCGCUUUUGAUUGGUUUUAUUGUGUUGUGAUCCUGUUCCGCUUCAUUUUUUUCUUUGUUGGGCUUGUUUGCUUGAUUUUAGUCGAGUGUAGCCGAGUGAUGAAGAUGCUAUGACAAAGAUCUCUGCUCUAACUUGGGUCCGUGCUGUUUCUUCGGCCGAUGCCACAGAGAAUGCCAGGGAUCUUCUCUUGAGAGUUUUCUCUGCCAUGCUAUCACCCUCUGAAUAGUUAACUCGCAGACAAUAUAUGACAGUGCACGCAUAUGACUAUUGAUUCA